GAACUUACCACCAGGAUCACUGAGCUGCUGAUUGGAGAGGUUCCUAUAAGGUGUCAGGAUGUCGCUGUCUAUUUCUCUAUGGAGGAGUGGGAGUAUUUAGAAGAGCACAAGGAUCUGUACAAGGAUGUCAUGACGGAGAAUCACCAGCCCCUCACAUCACCGGAUGGAUCCAGUCAGAGAAAUCCACCAGAGAGAUGUCCCAGUCCUCCGUAUUCCCAGGACUGUCCAGAGGAGAAACCAAAUAUCGCACUGGAUCAUCAGGAAAGUUCUGAAGGAACGAUGAGUGGAUUCGAAGAACCCGUAUCAGUGUCUGUGAAUGGUAAGGACAUCUUUAAUGGACAUCUCCUUUUAUCCGAAGAAGUAAACAGUAUUGCACAAGUUAAUUCAGUGUCUCCUAAUACAGCCCAUCGCAGUAGAGAUCUAUCCACCAAUAACUCUGUUGACAAAAAAUCACAUCUUGUGGAACAUCAAAGAACCCACACAGGAGAGAAGCCAUUUUCAUGUCCUGAAUGUGGAAAGUAUUUUAGUCAGAAAUCAAAUCUUUGGGAACAUCAAAGAGUUCACACAGGGGAGAAGCCAUAUACAUGUUCUGAAUGUGGGAAAUGUUUUAGAAGGAAAUCAAUUCUUACAGAACAUCUAAGAACUCACACAGGAGAGAAGCCGUUUUCAUGUCCUGAAUGUGGAAAGUAUUUUACUCAGAAAUCAAGUCUUAGGGAACAUCAAAGAAUUCACACAGGGGAGAAAAAAUUUUCAUGUUCCAAAUGUGGUCAAUCUUUUAGCCAAAAAUCAAGUCUUGUUAUACAUCAUCUGAGAACUCACACAGGAGAGAUGCCGUUUUCAUGUCCUGAAUGCGGUAAAUGUUUUAGUCGAAAAUCAAAUCUUGUGGAUCAUCUCCGAAUCCACACAGGGGAGAAGCCAUUUUCAUGUUCAGAAUGUGGGAAAUGUUUCGUGCGGAAACCGGGUCUUGUUGAACAUCAGAGAAUGCACAGAGGAGAGAAGCCAUUUUCUUGUUCAGUGUGUGGGAGGUGUUUUAGUCGGAGAUCAUUUCUUGUGAGACAUCAGAGAAUCCACACAGGAGAGAAGCCGUUUUCAUGUUCAGAAUGUGGUAAAUGUUUUAGUCAGAAAUCAGGACUUGUUAAACAUCAUCUGAGAACACACAGAGGGGAGAAACCAUUUUCUUGUCCUGAAUGUGGGAAAUAUUUUGUUCAUAAAUCAUAUCUUGUGGAACAUCUACGGAUCCACACAGGAGAGAAGCCAUUUUCUUGUUCAGAAUGUGGGAAAUGUUUUUCCCAAAAAUCUGUUCUUGUUACGCAUAAGAGAACUCACACAGGGGAGAAGCCAUAUUCAUGUUCUGAAUGUGGGAAAUGUUUUAGUGGGAAAUCAAUUCUUACAGAACAUCUAAGAACUCACACAGGAGAGAAGCCGUUUUCAUGUUCAGAAUGUGGGAAAUGUUUUAGACAGAAAUCAGGACUUGUUAAACAUCGGAGAAGUCACAUAGAGGAAAUGUAAGAACAGGUUGGGUGCUUCAUUAUUAGACCUGCUGCCUAGGAUGCCUUCUGAUGAAUUACCUAACCUAUUUAGAACCUGUGCUGUAACAGGAUGGUGUUUUAAAGGAUUUAUCCUUUGAAUAGGUCUUCAAUAUCAGAUUGGUGGGUGCCCGCCACCAGGGACCCCUGGCGAUCAGCUUUUAAAAGAGGCCAUCACUUCAUGAGCGU
Molecule: messenger RNA, 1715 nt
Organism: Bufo bufo (common toad)
Lineage: Eukaryota; Metazoa; Chordata; Amphibia; Anura; Bufonidae
Product: zinc finger protein OZF-like
Exons: 5
Coding region: 79-1509 (476 amino acids)
Biological process (GO): regulation of DNA-templated transcription
Source: RefSeq, a predicted model, not a curated record